This is a messenger RNA of Oryzias latipes (Japanese medaka), 7230 nucleotides long. RefSeq names its product neuronal acetylcholine receptor subunit alpha-7-like. NCBI's taxonomy places the organism in Eukaryota, Metazoa, Chordata, Actinopteri, Beloniformes, Adrianichthyidae. Gene Ontology annotation, biological process: monoatomic ion transmembrane transport. Gene Ontology annotation, cellular component: postsynaptic membrane. The record is from RefSeq and is a predicted model, not a curated record. Gene Ontology annotation, molecular function: transmembrane signaling receptor activity; acetylcholine-gated monoatomic cation-selective channel activity.
AGGUGGCUGUCAUCAUCACCCUCCUCAUCAUCAUUAUUGUGCAGACGUCCCAGGAAGCGCGCGGCUGGCUGCGUUGGAUGCAUGCGCGCACACAGCCAGGAGCAGCGGGAAAGGAGCAAACCCGAACGCAGAGUGACUUCUAAAGUGGCACCCAGGGCGCGCUUGCGCGUGGAUGUGCGCGCACAAUCUGCUCCAAACAUCGGACAAGGUUAAGGAGAGAGAAGGAGCCGGAGCAGCAGCCUGUCAGGGUUUUCUGGGGGUCUCAGAGAUUUCUGCUGCGCUGCUCCUGCUGUCAUGGAGCCUCAGAGACGCGCCGCUUCCCUGCUGCUCGGAGUUUCUCUGUGCGCGGCUUUCUGCUGUCAAGAAUGCCAUGGUGGUGUGUACCAGAGGAAGCUGUAUCGCGACCUGAUGGUGAACUACAAUCGGCUGGAGAGACCAGUCCAGAAUGACUCUGCACCCAUUGUGGUGGAACUCGGGAUCACGUUGCUGCAGAUCAUUGAUGUGGAUGAAAAGAACCAAGUGUUGAUCACCAACGCAUGGCUGCAGAUGUACUGGACAGACAUCUACCUGUCAUGGAGCCCAGAGAGCUACCCAGGUGUUCAGAACCUCCGUUUCCCUUCCAACAUGGUUUGGGUUCCAGAUAUCCUCCUCUAUAACAGUGCAGAUGAAAGGUUCGAUGCCACAUUCCACACAAAUGUGUUGGUCAAUUCCUCCGGAUACUGCCAGUACCUGCCACCAGGUAUCCUGAAGAGUACCUGCUACAUUGAUGUCCGGUGGUUCCCGUUUGAUGUACAGAAGUGUGACCUGAAGUUUGGCUCCUGGACCCACAACGGUUGGCUGCUGGACCUCCAGAUGAUGGACGCUGACAUCUCCACCUACAUUCCAAAUGGAGAAUGGGACCUUGUAGGAGUGCCGGCAAAGCGUAACGAGCUGUACUACGACUGCUGUAAGGAGCCCUACCCUGAUGUGACGUACACUGUGACGAUGCGCCGCAGGACGCUCUACUACGGCCUCAACCUUCUCAUACCCUGCGUGCUCAUCUCCGGCCUGGCCCUGCUGGUCUUCCUGCUCCCCGCCGACUCCGGAGAGAAGAUUUCUCUGGGCAUUACAGUCCUGCUGUCUCUGACGGUGUUCAUGCUGCUUGUAGCGGAGAUCAUGCCUGCCACUUCGGACUCGGUCCCUCUGAUUGCUCAGUACUUUGCCAGCACCAUGAUGAUUGUUGGCUUGUCUGUGGUGGUAACAGUCCUGGUUCUUCAGUUCCACCACCACGACCCACGAGGAGGAAAGAUGCCUAAGUGGGUCAGAGUUGUUUUACUGAACUGGUGUGCCUGGUUCCUCCAUAUGAAGAAACCUGGGGAAGAUAGAAAAACAGCUGUGAGCUCCCAGACCUACAAAUACUGCAGCUCUCCUCAUCACACCAGCUCCAGCAGCAUUCAGAUGAGCACCAUACCGGGACAGCCAUCCACCCAAGCGACCUCAACCAAUGGAAACAUGAACCUGUACUUUGGCUACCACUCCAUGGGCACGGAAAACCCGGCCUUUCCCCUGGGCUCCAACUCCAGUGUGAUGGUGUGCGGGGGUGGCGACGGAGGAAACCACCUCAACGGCUCUUCCCAGCUCGAUCUCGACCAGACGAGGACUUUGCUGCUGGAGCAGGUUCCAGAAAUUACGCAGAUUCUGGCAGAGGUGCAAUACAUCGCCAGGCGCUUCAGGGAGCAGGACGAGGGCGAGGAAAUCUGCAGCGAAUGGAAAUUUGCGGCAGCCGUUGUGGAUCGGUUGUGUCUGGUGGCCUUCUCCCUUUUUUCCAUCAUUUGCACCUUCGCCAUUCUCAUGUCAGCUCCGAAUUUUAUUGAGGCAGUGUCUAAAGACUUCACAUAAAGCUGAGCAAGCUCCUCUAGCAUGGUUGGGACUGUAUAUGGAUCCUAUCCUACAAGGUUCCAUUAGCUUGAGUUACUUUAAAAUGCAUAAAUAUCCAACCUUUUCUGCUCUGACUUUAUAUAUUUGUGCAUAUUUGCCAACAUUGACAGUAGAGAAAAUGAGUAUUUGAUACUGAUUUUGUAGAUUUGCCUACCUAAAAAGAAAUUGACAGUCUGUCAUAUUAAUGGUGGGUUUGUUUGAACAAUGAGAGACAGAAAAUUGCAAAAUAAUAAUCAAGAAAUCCCCUUUGAAAAAAUGAAUGCAAAUUCUUUUGCAUUUAUUUCAUUGAUGGAAAUAAAGUUUUCGAACCCCUACUAACCAUCAAGAGUUCUGGUUCACACAGACUCUGUUAGAUUCUCUUAAUGAACCUGUUUAAAGUGAUCACCUGUAGAAAAGACACCUGUCCACAGAAUCAGUCCAUCAGUCAGACUCUAAACUCUGCAACAUGGACAGACUAAAGAGCUUUCAGUGGAUUUAAGGGAGAACUACUGGACUGGACUACAAACCCCUCAGCAACUGUUGGUGCAACAUCACCAUCAACCCACCUGGAGGUCUGGGUCUCCAAACCAGAUCUGACCUGGUGGGGUUUCUGUGAUCAUGAGAACAGAGAAAUCAGGAGUUAGUUGAAGAUCUCAAAGCAGCUGGAACCACUGCCACCACUAACACAUGCGCUUCCGUUCCAUCCACAGAAGCUCAUUUCACACACACACACACACGCACACACACACACCCCCGGCCAUCUCACCGGCAACACAGGAUCAUCAUUACAUCGUUUUCAAGUCACCGUUUUUCUAAAUCAGCCGUUCAGGAAGCCUGACUUAGGAAAGUGUCAGUAUUUAUAUAGUAACAGUGCUGGACCUGGAUUUCCUUGUGAUCCCAUGGGGGGAAAAGCUCACGGGUGGAUGGCUGCCCCGAAAAAAGCGUAGAGAUUUUCACCUAAACCCAAUUUUGUUUUUUCAAAUCUAAUAAAUACAAACAGAUGACAGAUCAAGCAGCUAUUGUUGUCACCCCCCCACGUGCCACUGUCUUUCCCUCUGCGGGCCCCAGGUUGCCGCCCCCUGGUUUUACAGUUUGAACUCCUUCAUGAUUUAGAGAAGGAGCUGUGGUCAGAUGAGACAUGGAGCUCUUUGGCGUCAACGCAACCCGUCAUGUUUGGAGAAAGAGGAAUGCUGCCAAUGACCCAAGAACCCCGUCCCCACUGUCAAGCAUGGAGGUGGAAGCAUUUUGGUUUGGGGGGGGGGGUUCACAGUGCUACUUUUUCUGUGUGGAUGGAGGAUGUGGAUGGACCGUCAAAUCCUGAUUGAGAACGUCCUUCCCUCCACCAGGAGGAUUAAAUGGGGGGGUGGAUGGGUCCCCCAACAGGAUCAUGACCCAAAACAUACAAAACGACCAAGAAACGAAAACGAAGCAGCAGAUCAGGGUCAUGGAGCGGUCCAGUCGGUCUCUGGACCUCAACCUAUAGAGAGCUGAAGCUCUGGGUUGCUAAGCAACAGCCACCAAAUCUGAAUGAUUUAGAAAUCAUCUGUGAAGAAGAGUGGAGCGGAAUUCCUCCUGAUCUGUGCAGAAACCUGAUCAUCAACGACCAGAAACCUCUGACCUGCUGCUGCUGCUGCUGAUGAUGAUGAGGAUGAUGAUGAGGGUUUGCCACAAAGUACCAAGUUUUCUUGGCAAGAAGGUUCAAAUACAUAUUUCCCUCAAUGGAAUCCAAAUAAAUCUUUCUUUCUCUCGCUGUUUAAAUGAACCUACCAUGAAGAUGACAGACUGACAGUUUUCUUUCUUUUUUUUAAACAUGGGCAAUCCUACUAAACCAGCAAGGAUCCAAUACUUAUUUCCUCUAUUGUUGGUUGAGCUCAAGGUAAUUUUUUUGUUAUUCUUUAAAGAUGGUUUUCCAGGCUUCCACCACAUAAACAGCAGGCCGCACUCAAAAAAAGGGAAAUGAAUCUCAAAACUACCACAUGUAGAAACAAAUGAUGGGAUUUUGUAAGUGUGUACAUUUGUCUGCAUUUUAUUCAGCUGAGACAAUAGGAUAAAAAAAGCACAUCAAUUCUCCGUAAACAAUGAAUAUUUACUCUCCAUGAAAAAAAGUCAUUCCACAAAAAUGUAUUAAUAAUAAAUAGUAACAUUUUUCCAAACUGAUAGUUUUGAGCUCUGUAAGUUCUAAGCAUCCAGGAAAGGAAAGUCUUUAUAACUCAGCUUAGCGUGCCUCUGAAACCACGACCCCGAGGGCAGCAAAGUGUUGAGAGUGCAGCCAAACAUGAGUGACUGGGGCAGAAGAGAGGUCAGUUGUGAUUUUCCUGUCUCUGAACAGGCGUUGAGAGGAGUAGAGGUCCUCCAGAGAGGCCAAAAGCAAUCGAUGAUUUUCUGCUGCUCAGUGUGUCGGGACAGUAGGCUUAUGAAAUCGUUGCUGAUUUCAAUGAGCUUUACAUCAAAAACUCUAUGGUCAAGUAUAAAAAAUGAAAUUUCAAAGAGUGUUUUAAUCAGUAAUAAAAUCCUUUUUGGAAAAAAAUCAGAAAAUCAAUCAAUAAAAUACAAAAAAUCCUGUUUUGCCUAGUUUUUUAAUUAUUCGUUUUACUACAAUUUGGAUAAAAUUUGAAUUUUAUUUAGUGGCUGUUAAACGGAAAAUCUGUUUGAAGUCAACGUAUUGUCAUCAAAGAAUCAUCCUUAAACUUGAACUUUUAUAAAGUAAUGUCUAACUUUAGAAAGCUCUGAAGCAAGUCCAAAAGGUGCCUUCAGGCUGUUCUGUUUGGCUUCGUCUCUUUCAGAGAGCUUUGCUAACGCCUUCGUACUCAUGAUGAUCAUUCACAAAGCAUAGGAUCCUAUGAAGAAAAUGUCACGUAAAGGAUUUAGUUGCAAAAUCUUUGUGGGAUUUAGAUCAAAAUUUAGAAAGUUUAUGCUAAAAGCCAUGUCACACAGCCACUACGUGUCACAGAACCGGCAGACGGCUGCAGGUUUUCUUAGCUCAGCUAAAAGUCCACAAAGCUGAAUCAGGGUCAGGCAGGCAGGGGUCGAUAAUGAGCAUGGGAGCAUCAGAGAGGAAACAAGAGUAGUUAGGAUCCAGGAGAGAUUCAGGGCAGGCGGCGGGCAAACAGAAACAGGGUCAGGAAAUCAGAAGAUCAGAUCCAGAUAUAACAGUCGCUAAUGCAGGCAGAGCGGCACAACCAAUACUUCACCCUGUGUGAGGCUCAGUGCAGUGCUUAAGUAGACUGUAAGUGUUAGCACAUGAGAGACGGCACAUGUGGCAUCCAGGAAUUUUGCGCUGGGGUUGCUGGGAAACGAAGGGUGUUUAGAACUCUAGAGAUGGUUCCCACCAAUGACCAGAGGGGGAGACAGAGCUCUGACUUCUGACAGUUCAUAAAUUUUGUGCAUAUUGCACGUAUGAAAUUUCAAACUUUUUUGAUAUUUGCUUCUGGUUGAAGAUUGGCGCCAGUGUUCGGCGGCAGAGCGGCCAUCAGUGUGUAAAAAAGCGUGAAUGGGACGGUGACUGUAAAGAGCUUUGGGCCUUCGAGAAAGGUAGAAAAAGCACUGCACAGGUUUCUGCCAUUCAUGCCAUUUUACAUGGGUGACAUACUUAAUUCAUAAGUGUUCGUCAUUGGUUGAUGUGCUCAGAUGUCUGUUGACGGUUUCAGCUGACGGGUCAGUUUUGAGCUGUUGAACAUUUUUGGUCGGUUGAGAAUUACGCAGUUUUUGCGUAUUUUACGUGGUUUAAUCACAAUUAGUACAUAAAUUGUACGCAAUUGUUAGUGAUUUUUGCGAGAUGCAUGGGCAAAUGUUUGUCUUUCCACGACCGUUCCACAGACGUCUAACAGAGUUUUGCGCAUGAACCACACAUGUAUAACUUUUAUACCACGUAUACGGCGCACAUAUCACAUUACAAUGACAAAUCACUAAUGAAUUGCAUAUAAACAGCACAAUAAUCGCACGGUUCAUGUUGUACGUUGAUUUAAGUGUUCUUUGCGGGGUUUAUUCGUACUUCUUUCAUGACUUAAAUCCGGUUCAUUUCUGAUACACCUGUGAAAAUUUCCCAUUAAGACCACAACUUUUCUCCAUUUUUCCACAUGUAUUCACCUACGACCAAUUUUUCUCCGUUCAGUAUGUACAGAAUGUAUGUUGUGGCUGUCUGACAUGGCAAGACAGAAAGACAGAAAAAGGACCCUUUAAUGUGUCUUUAGACCAUAAUCUUUAAAACAAACGUGAAAAGAAAAAACACGUUAGCCCCUUAAUCUCAGCAACAGGGAUUGCGGAAUGAGUUUAUGCAACGGCUUUGGGAUAGCUUUCACAUCUCCAGCUCGUCAUCCUCGUUGAGCUAAACUUUAGGUUUGAGGCACAAAUUAAUAAAUAUUGAGACCUUCUUCCCUGUUAGAUUCGACAAUCACCGAGGUUGGGGUUCAAGGAAAAGGGGACCGAAUUCAAUGUAACAACAUGUUGGAGGAAUUAACCCUGACAUGAAAUUUAUGAACUCACUUUUAAGAUGUGGGUUCAAGGACAGGGGGGAAGUUAGCAGCCUGUUCAUGAUGUCGUGUCUCUCUUUAUUAAACACAGAAAAAGCUGGUACAGCGGUCUUUUGAAACAAUAACAUCGCAUUGAUGACAUUACUGUGUGAUCAUUGCUGUUCAAUGUGGUUUAGCCCCUUACAGACGUUCUCACAACAGUUUUAUUUAGUCUUUCUACCACUUUUAGUUGUAUUUUAGCCACUAAGAUGUUAACUUUAAUACAAUUUAGUUGUUUCCUCUACUAUAUUUGGUGUUUAGAAUGAAGUGGAGAGACUGAGGCAACUGUUAGCAUGGCUGACAGGGUUUAUGCAGGUCCAGCUGACAGAAGCAUGAGCUGCUGUUUGACGUCAUGAAAACCUUGAUCCCUCAUUUCUCUACACAGACAAACGCAGAAAGAACUAGUUGCUUUUCUGUGAUUGCUGUGUGACUCAAAGCAGUCAACCGUAUAGAUUUUGUGUGAGUUGAUCUGGUGUUGCUCUGAUGCCUUAGGGUGUUUUCUCUGCAAAGAGCCUUUAAUGACCCUGAAAGUUCAGUUGGAAUGAUGGAAAUCCUCUUGAUGGACUGGGGACUGGGGACUGUUUUCUGAAGAUCAAAUCCUCAAACCACAGACAGAAAAACCUCUGAUGAUGGAUUCAGAAUCAUUUCUAUGAGACGGUUUGAUUGAGUUGAUUGUCGUUUUUUUAUAUUGUCAGUAAUAUAUUACUGUCAAAUUUCUUCCUCUGUGCUUUCCGUCUUUUUUGCCCAAUAUGAAUCAAACUUGUACAAAAUAAUUUUACUGUAUGUGACUACUUUAAGAGAAAUUAAAGCAAAUGUCAUCAAGUUA